Apiotrichum porosum is the source of this 1158-nucleotide messenger RNA. RefSeq lists its product as uncharacterized. The coding region runs from base 1 to 1158 and encodes 385 amino acids. The record is from RefSeq and is a predicted model, not a curated record. The transcript is spliced from 8 exons. Gene Ontology annotation, biological process: lipid metabolic process. NCBI's taxonomy places the organism in Eukaryota, Fungi, Basidiomycota, Tremellomycetes, Trichosporonales, Trichosporonaceae. Gene Ontology annotation, molecular function: phosphoric diester hydrolase activity.
AUGCCGGCCAGUCGCACUAGCACAAGCCCAUACCCAGACUACGACAUUCACAAGGUGAUCCAAGCUGUUAGGAACCCCACCCCGGACCUGGUCAACGUCUUCGCCCACCGCGGCGUUCGCCUGCUGGGAGGCACAACGGAGAACAGUCUGACUGCAAUUGCAGCUGCUGCCAGGGCUGGAUACGAGGGAAUCGAGAUCGACUUGCGCCUCACAAAGGACAAGCGGGUUGUCGUGUUCCACGACGCCGGUCUAGGGCGAUUGACUGAUGUCAAGUUGCCCAAGGGAGAGACCUACUACAACCCCUUCACUGGCAAGGGCUACAGCCCUCUCGUCAAGGAAACCAAAUGGGUCGGCGAGAUGGAGCAUCUCCAUCUCCGCGAUGACAGUGGCGGCGUCACAGAUGAGCGCCCUGUGCUCCUGAAGGAACUGCUCGACUUCAUGCGGAUAGAGGGCAUUACCAUGCUCGUUCACCUCGACAUCAAGGACCCAGAUCUCUUGCCCUAUGCGUAUGAUAUCAUUAGCAAGGCUGUCAACCCUGCAGGCGUUGCUGCCAUGGAAUGGUGUCUCUGGAAGCCACCUGCCCAUCUAUUCCCAACCCCCGAGGUUUGGGAGCGUCAGGACUGGGUGCAGCGCGCUUUGAAGAGUGGCCGGGGCAUGGCUUUUGUUCUCUUGCAUGAGAAGGAAGACGAGAAGACGUUGGACUCGAUUAAGGCCUGGGCAAAGUGUGACUACUUGCUCACGUUUGAAUUGCACGUCCCUCUUAUCGGCGGGCAGCUUCAGUCGACUCUCGACUGGGUUCUGUCUCAGGGUCACGGUGUUGGUUCGUGGUACAUCGGAGGUGAUGUUCCGCGACAGUACUAUGACGAGGACACGGACGGAGGGCUGUUCUGGGACGACUCCAACUUCCGCAAGGACAUUCUCGCGAGCGGCCCCGGGGUCAGGGCGAUGUUGCAGGAAUGGAUUGGCUUGAUCUCUGCGGGCGGCAUAAUUGGACAACCACCGAACAACAAGGACACAAGGGUUGACCUUGAUGCACUCGUCAACAAGCAGCGCUUCACGUACAUCGUUGCCGACCCCUUUUACGAUCUGAAUGCCGAGUUGACCGCCAUGGGCAAGCGCAAUGUUACUCGCAUGCUGGCGACAAGGCUUGAUGAAUGA